AUGACGACUGCUGCCCACCAGUCCGCAACCACCGCCUUGGCCUUGGCCGCUGCCCUGGCCCAUUUCGCGAGUAGUGGCGGCAGUGUCAGCCUUGGGCACAACAAGACCGCGCUUGUUGUGUGCAUGGCAGCGUUGUUGGUUGGGGGAGCUUGGGCCGAUUCAAGCCCGGCAAUGGCGGCAACCGCUGACGACCUCGUCAUCGGGGAGGAGGCUUGCAGCAGCCGCUGGGACGCCAACUGUGACGGAGACACGAUGGACGAGGUUCUGUUCUGGCUGGUCUUAUGGAUAUGGAGAGGCUACAAACUCUACGCGUGCGCGCGGAGCGUGCGGGCUGCGGCUGUGUGGCUGACAGGAACAGCCUUCUUCAUCGAUGCGAGGAGAAGAGCGUCGUCGUUUCUCCUUCGCAGGGGGGGGGCGGCUUUGCGGGCAGCAGCUCGCAUGCCGCCACUUGGUGGCCUGGGAGGGGGCGGUGGCGUUGCCGUCCCCCCCAUCAUGCGGAACUUGGAGGAAAAGGAGGACGAUGUUGAGCUUGCCGUCAUCUCGCCGCGGUCGCCGGUAGCGGCGGCGGCGGUGGCGGAGCAGCAUCCGCUUCCUUUGCCGCAGUGAUCGUCAGCCGGGCGCCGUCACCGCCGCCGCCGCCGCUGCCGCCGCUGCCGCCGGCGACCACGUCCGGCGCGUCCCCGUGUUGGCGGAUUAGAAAACGUGUCCAUGAGUACAGGAUGGGAGGGGAUGGCACAGCUAGCCGUGCUGACGCGGUGGAAACGUGCCUAUAGGGAUGUUAUAUAGUACAGGAUUGGCGACGAUAGCACAGCUAGCCAUGUUGACCGGUGGAAACGUGCCGCCUAUAUUGAUAUUUGUUAUUACAGUAGUACAGGAUGGACGAGGAUAUUGUAGCACAGCUUGCUCAGAACGGGCGUCGUGAUGAUGGGGGGGAAACGUGCUCAUGGGGAUGCUAAUACGGAGUAUAUAGGACAGGGAUUGGCGAGGAUUUCAUAGCUACAUGCAUAGCUCGCCGCGCCGGCAGCCGGGGGUUGGAUGUGACUCCCGAAGUGGGCCAUACACAGCGGAAUGGUUUCUCGUUUUAUUUUCACACGAACGUGUUGUUGCCGUGCUGAGUCUUUUGGACGCGGCGCGCAUAGUCACACCAUUUCGUAUCCCAUGAUGGCUCGUCCUCUUCACGUCUAUUUACCUGAUUUUGUACAUAGUUUGCUCUUGGUUGAGCGUGCACGUAGCAGUAAUGCCGCCGCUUGGGCGAGCGAGAGAGGAUGUGUGUGUGUGUGUGUGUGUUUAUACCCUUGACAACGACAGCUUUCAGCUUGUCGUCAUUUCCGACAGUCAUGGACCGCCUCCCUUCUAUAGAAACGUUGAGCGCUGUUGUUUACCUGCCAGCUGAAAUGAGCCAGCUAACAGAAUUGGCUGUCGAAGGUCGGUCGACACGGUUACGAUGGUUGCUGGUGGAAGGGUAAGGAAUUUGAAGACGAUCAACCACACCUGUCUGUCCGUCUUUCGGAGUUGGGCGUGUGAUGAUGUCUUGUGCCGCGGGUGCGAACGUUUGCAACAGCAGCCAGUCGUUCAACGAACAUUAUUCCGAAGUGAGCGGGCAUGAGUGAGUGCCCACUGCACUAUCGAUCGUUUUGGCUCUCUAUGCCAACGACAUUUACCUUUGGGUGGA
Messenger RNA from Ectocarpus siliculosus, 1672 nucleotides. Lineage: Eukaryota; Phaeophyceae; Ectocarpales; Ectocarpaceae. The record is from the annotation of a GenBank genome assembly.